This is a messenger RNA of Aspergillus pseudonomiae, 783 nucleotides long. RefSeq lists its product as uncharacterized. The transcript is spliced from 3 exons. The record is from RefSeq and is a predicted model, not a curated record. Bases 1 to 783 code for a protein of 260 amino acids. NCBI's taxonomy places the organism in Eukaryota, Fungi, Ascomycota, Eurotiomycetes, Eurotiales, Aspergillaceae.
AUGACUACUAAGACUACAGGCAACCCCUGUGGCUUCGCUGAAGAAGACUUCGUCAUGGAGAAGUACAAAAACUACCCAUCCAGCUUCUGCGACCUACAAAAUGAGAAUCUAUUCCCAAGCUCGAAAUUCCCCAGAUUUUGUGAAAGAGAUACCCCUGCCGCGCGCAACGCCUAUACACUAAUCCAACCAGCGCUUCUCCUCAUAUCACGGAUCAUAGUGCAACACUGGGAAUCGUUUGGCAUCUUCGUUCGGCACCGACACCCAAGCUUCCCAGAUAUAUGGCAUGAAACUGAUGCGAAGCUGGAAUUAUCCAAGGAUGAGAUUCUUAGAUGUAUCAAAAACGCCAUUCCCGACAUCGACUUUGACCCUGCCAUACACCCAAGCUCAUCCCCAUUUGCAGAAACAACACUGCGCCCUAACACGAUGUCAGAUCUGAUAACCUUAGACUACAACAUCAUUCGACUCUUGAAGGAUUCGACUUCAACCCACAGUCAUAAACUAGCGGCCCAUGUAUUGAAGUUCCGUAGCAGCCGAGCUGGUCCAUUAUGCUCUAAUAACGAGCCAUUUGAAACACCCCCUGGUAUAACCUGCCGCGAGGCUGGCACUGCUUGGGAAACCCGUGAUGAGCUAAUUCAUGAGCGACGUGACCUAGUAAUAAAGAGCAAAGAUGAGAGUGACGUACGUGUUGAAUUGGGGAGUCCUAGGAAGAGGCAUAGGUCGAUUAUACCCGUCAAUAUCUGUGGAGGUAAGAAGGUGCAAAUGGACAUCCAGGAAAGGGCUUAA